ACUAAACAAAUUUCUUAGAUCAAAGUUUAGAUUCAUUCAUAAGUGAUUAUAAAUGUGCAUAUAAACAAGUUAACAUUUCUCAAGAAUUUUAUUUGGAAUACAUGUAAAUAUGUCUCUAUUAGAUAUUAUUUUACCAUUUUUGUUAGAUUAUAUUAGAAAUACAGGAAAUUUUAUAACUAAGACGUAAGCUUGUCAAUGAUUGUUACGCAAUGUCUCGGAAAGCUAAAGAGGUGGGUGGAGAAGAUCUGGCUAAGCCUCUAGCUUACAGAGAUAAGGAGGGCAAUAUCCGGUUGUACGAGCCGGGGCAGGAACCAACAAUAUGGAAAAAGGUGGAACCUGCAACAGCCAGCAAGGACUCACUAGAUAGACCGUCUUCGUUAGAUUCUCAAACAGGACGAGGCUCUAGUUACACGGAACAUGGAGAAACAUAUACCCCAACAAAACCACGGGCAACGUCCACAAACAAGCAGAGUUUCACUUCCGAUGAUGACCUGGUACUUCCGGUUUCUCCUGUACCGGAAGUGAAAGAACCCCGUAUUCCUAGACAUGUGAUGAUGCCGCAUGACAUGUCUUUCAAAAAAAAUGACCAACACGCAAUCAGGGCACCUCCCGUAACCAAAGAUAACUUGAAGACGCUUGUUGAGUUUCUUGUUUCUAUGACGACCACGUCCGUAGAAAGGGCGCGCGCUUUCUACAUCUGGAUCACUCAUAAUAUCAAUUACGACACUUCUGGUUACUUCAACCGCGCGCCACUGAAGCCAACAGAUCCGGCAUCCGUGCUAGCCAACCGUCUGACCGUCUGUGAGGGCUACUGACGUCUCUUUGAAGCAUUCUGCAGCGAAGUUGGUAUUCCUGUAAAAAUCAUUUGCGGAUAUGCAAAGGCUUAUGGUUGUCAACCCGGUGAACACGUCACAAAACACAGCCAUAAUGCACAUGCAUGGAAUGCCAUAUAUCUUGAAUCCGAUUUGUU
This is a messenger RNA of Mya arenaria, 970 nucleotides long. RefSeq lists its product as uncharacterized. The transcript is spliced from 6 exons. The coding region runs from base 210 to 815 and encodes 201 amino acids. The record is from RefSeq and is a predicted model, not a curated record. Lineage: Eukaryota; Metazoa; Mollusca; Bivalvia; Myida; Myidae.